This is a messenger RNA of Schistosoma rodhaini, 4450 nucleotides long. NCBI's taxonomy places the organism in Eukaryota, Metazoa, Platyhelminthes, Trematoda, Strigeidida, Schistosomatidae. The record is from the annotation of a GenBank genome assembly.
GGUUGUAAAGGGAAAACGCGGUCAGGUUUGUAAGUCUAUCACUUUUUUGUCGACAUUUAUAACAUGCUAAGAUAAAAACAAGCUUUUAUUUUAAGAUUAUGAUCGAUUGUUUGGUUGUAUCGACACUUUUACUUGAGUAGUUGCAGCCAUAUGGAAGUUAAUUAAAUCGAGAGUUCAUAUGCAUCGGGGGAUUUACUCCGUUGGCAACUCCAGCCAAAUGAUCGAGUUGCUCGUUACAACUGACUCCCAUUCUAAAUCGUAACGGAUUCUAAAUCUCCUACCAGUACCUAUGGUUGUAAUUAUCAGAUUGCCUUGGUCAUACUUCAACACUGUUUGUUGUCUAUCACUUUCAUUACAGGAUAUAAGCGUAUUUUGUGCGUUUAUUGAAUCGUUGGCUCAUUUUUCUUGUUCUUUCCUCCUUCGGCUUUCGUCGCGCACACUCUUCUGGCACUUGAGUGCAUUCAGACUGAACUCAUGCCACCACAGCUAACUUUUAUCUUACGCCCUGUAGUUAUUUUUUUGUACUUCUCUACUUGUAUUUAUUUUUCGAGUCAGUGUACAUCAACCUAGUGCAAUAGUUCUUUUCAUCAUCUCCAUUAUUAUCUAUCAAGAAUGGAUAAUUUACAGUUGUCGAAACAGUUAAUCAUUCAAAGUCAAACAAAGCUCUUGUCUUGUUCAGUGCGCCGAAAGCACCUUUGGUAGACUGUAGAUUGAAUCAUUUCAACCAAGGUUAUAUUUUAAGACCCUUGCAUUAAACUUGCAUAUAUGUUAUGUUCUGCGUACAAGGUGACCUAGGAUAGUUAUCAUGAUUUAUCACACACAUUUAUUGUCUACAACAUUUUAAAUGUAUUAACCAAUGUUGCUAUUUUAGUUUAAGUGGGUCAAGAAAUAAAUUUAGACUUGAUCUUCCUUUUCUCGCACUCGGAUAAAGAAAACUCAGGACACGGAGGGUGAAUUUAUAAGCCAGCAACGGACAAAACACCUGUGGCAUACAAGUUUUCUCAUCAAGUAACUAACUCCUAGAACCUACUACUGGAAGAAGUGUUGUCCAUACCUUCAACUAAGUCAUUUGAAAGAAUAGACAUUCACAUAACCCUUCUAAAACGGGACUAGUACGUACUGCCGGCAUUCUUUCAAGAUAAGCAAUCCAAGUCUUGGUAUUCUAUUUAUGGACAUGUAUUUACAUAAAGUGUUCAUAAGUUCUUCAAAGUAGCUGUGAUUCAUAUCACACAAAGCCACAUCCAUCUCGUGACCGAAAUCACUACAUUAGACCCUGUCGAAAGUCUGAUAUAUUGGAAAAUACAUUGGUUAUAUGGGUAUCUGUUGGUGUACAUCAAGCUGUCCAAAAGAUUGAAUUUGAAAUCAUUUACGCCUGUUAUCUUCAGGCUUAUGUAUUGACCUUUAAACAUGGUGUGCAUUCGUUCUUUCAGACGUACAAACUCCGCCUAACACUACAACAUAUGUUUGCGGUCCUAGUGUAGAUAUGUUCACGUUGAACACACCCUGAAACUAUUUGUCAUAUAACAGGUGUCAAAAGAUAUGCCCUCCAGUUCUCAACUGUUUUGUAGCAUUUCUAAAAUUCGGACAUAUGUCAUUGGAUAUAUCUUAGGUCCCCUUUUCACUCGACUAUCGUCGUGUACCAUACAUUUGAGGUCCUUCAGUGUUCUUUGACUAAAUUUACUUAACCACAGUUUAUUUUCAUAGUCUCCGGAUAUGGUUUAUAACUAUGAAUGGGCUGCUUGGUGCAUAAUUUCACGUACACAGUUAUCCAUGUAAAUCAACCAAAAUGAUUGACGUCGAUCAAGUAGUCAACCGCAAAUACGCAACAUAAAACCUGGCACAUAUAUACAUUAGUUUAAGUUUCUAUAUCCUGUUAGCACAGCAACAUGAAAUUGUUAGAGCAAAUCCCAGUGUAGAAAGUGUAGCAACAGUAUUAGUGGUAAUAGAAAAGGCUAGGUGUUGAAAAUACAAUUUGAGACUUCAUACUGAUCGGAAAAGUUGGUAUUAAAAUUUUUGGAGUUAGUCAGGCUUUCCGAAAAAUACGGGACUAUCAUGCACUAUCACUCCAGAAGGUUGAGACGAUAGGUGGAACACCCUGAAGAACAGUUCAACUGCUCUCUAGUCGUCUACUCUUACUAAGGACCAUGGAUGGAAUAUCGACAUUAGUCUCUCAACUCUUAAUGAAUUAGAGAAAGCCAUAGCUAAUCUAAAGUGAAGUUUUAUUCAUUUUAAUUAUAGUCAAAAUAUGUUACAAAAAUAAGUUUAAUAUGGUCAAGGGUACAUUCACAUAGGUUGAAGACUUUAAACUACUUUUAAGACGAAACUAGCUACCUGUCUCGAUAAAUCACUCUGAUUUCAACUAUUUGAUAUUAUUUUGAAAAUAAUCAAGCACUUGUUUGUGUCGGCUGUUCAAUGUUAGAAUGCUCGCCUGUCAUGCAGGCGGUCCGGGUUCGACUCGUGACCGAUCCACAUCGUUUGCCCCCAAAUGCCUUGGUUUAUUUAUUUUAUUUAUUUAAACACAUAAAUGUUGGUACAAAAAAGCACCAGAUAAAUAUGCGCCUCACAAAUCUCAUUUGGUUUGUGUGAGGGCUGGGAUACUGCCCAGGGGCCCAAACUGAAGCAGGUGGUUUUCUUAGGGAGCCACAUCCAGAGCCUUUGACCUGAAGGUCUAGUGCACAAGACAGUGGAGCAUCGUGAGGAGAUGCACUCCCAUGGUAGCCAGUGAUCAAUGAUUGAUUCGUACGCCACUUGUUCCUUCAGGAUACUGGAUCCAGCCCAUGUACGCCAUUUGUUUGGAAUGAGGGUUUUCCAACUCCCCUAGGUGGACUCGCCGUGUCCACCAACCAGGUUAAAGCGCCGGACAUUCGCUUUUCGUCCUCUCAAUUUCGUAAACAACAGUAGUGCCACGAGAAGGUAGUGAGUAGAACUUCCCUGACAGAGGCUAUAUAUUCGCUGGCCAUGUAAGAGUAUUUCGAGAGGGAGAGCAGACUCUCCCCACUCUCACAUGACCACGCGUAUACAGCCACUGACAUGAAAGUAAUAAUCACUGCCUUCUUGAGGCGUGGGUGUUGUUUACGAAAUUUAGAGGACGGAAAGUGAAUGCCUGGCACUUUAACCGGAUUGGUGGAUAUGGGGUAUCCACCUAAAGGAGUUGGAAUACCCUCAUUCCGCACUAAUGGUGAAUAUGGGCUCCAGAAUCCUGAAGUAGCGAAUGGAGUAUGAACCAAUUGUUGGUCACCGACCACUAUGGGACUACAUCACCUUACAUUGUUCUACUACCCUGUGGAUCAGACCUUUAGGUUGAAGUCUCUGGGUGUGGCCACCUAAGAAAACCACCUGCUUCACUUUGGGCACCCGGGUAGUACCACGUCCUACACACAAAUCAAGUGACUUUGUGUAGCGCAUGUGUAUUCAGUGCCGCUUCAUAUCAAUAUUUAUGUGUUCAAAUAAAUAAAUAAACUUCAUGUUUUAUCUUCAUCGAUUAGUUUCUCCUUUGAAUCAGGCACGCGUUUUGUCAUUAUUUUAUAUCGCGUUAUUCUUUUCUCGUUUCCAUACGAACGUAUCACUAUAACUUAUAUAUUCUCAUGUUAUUACAUUGCUGAUUCCCAAGUUUAUUUCUGUUUAAAUCAUAUUUAGAAUUUGUGAAAAUUUAUUCAACACCAUCAUUCAUACCAGUUUAAAACUGGCAUGGUGUCAUUAAUAAAUUAGAAGAGAUCAAAGACUUCCUUUUUUCAAUUUUCCUGACUCAUCACCUUCGCUUCUUUUUUCUUCUAGUAAGAAAUUAUGAAAAAGAAAAGAUCAGUUGCUACUGAAUUAGUUCAACGUGCUUCAUCAGUCCUACCAGCAUUUACUGAUAUAUUUGAUGAAGAAACAUUUUAUAUAUUUUUUACUUGUCUUGUUAUUUUAUCUUUUAUAAUAGCAUUUAGUAUAGCAUGGUAUUUUGAUGUCACUAUUAAAGAUGCUGAUGAUUUAAAAUCAUCAAAUAAAAAAUCAAAACGACACUAUUCAACCAAUCGCUUAAAAUAACUACUUAUUUGUUUGUUUUCUCCCGGAUAUUUUUUGUUCAUUUUAUCAUAUUACUUAAUUUUCUUACGCUUGUUACUCCCAAUGGAGUAUAUAGGCCGCCGUUCAGCAUAUUACUUAACCCCUAUAAUAGUUAAAGUUAAUGAUGUUGUAUUUUAUUCUAGUCAAUUGAAAGUCUUUUGUUGAAUUAUUUUCCUCCCAUAUUCGUGCAAUAUGUAUAUUUGAGUCCACUUACCUUAUUCUUACUGUCAUUAUCUAAUAAUGGACUUUUAUUUACUUCAAGUAUAUUGUGAUAUAAUUAGUAUUGGAUCAUCUUAUUCAAGGGUUAACAUCACUAAAUGUUUCUUAUUUAACUGUUAAUUUAUAUAAAUAAGAAACUAGUACUAUUGUAUUUUAAUAUAAAAAGAAAUACAUGUAUUCUCAUACU